AUGAAGUGUAAUUCACUUGGGGAUUUGAAAAACACGUGUUCGAUGCCAUUACCGACUAGUGGCAAAUGUGCCAUUUGUAAAUAUAGCUUUGAUAAAGUCAAAAAAGAUUGUAUAUCAUGUGAUGAAUCAUGUGGAACGUGUUUGACUUCAUAUAAAUGCUAUUCUUGUGCUGAAUGGAAUUACCAAAUACAAGAAGAAACUCAGUCGUGUUUAUCCAACAAGACUGUAUCAAAUUGUUUUGAAAGAAACAGCUAUGGGCGUGAGACGUACUUUGUAUUAGUAAACAACAACUGCACACAUUUCUCGAAUAUCGAGUCGUGUCUGAAAGCUUCAAAUUCGAAGUGUAAUAAAUGCACAGUCAAUUAUAAAUCGUCAAAAUAG
Entamoeba invadens IP1 is the source of this 381-nucleotide messenger RNA. RefSeq lists its product as hypothetical. The transcript has 2 exons. Bases 1 to 381 code for a protein of 126 amino acids. Lineage: Eukaryota; Evosea; Mastigamoebida; Endamoebidae. The record is from RefSeq and is a predicted model, not a curated record.